AUGCGGAAGCUCAAGUUCAUCGGUCGGUUCUCCCCAUGGGUGGAAGGAUGCCCGAUGGAAGUGUUCAACCGCGCGAACUUCCUCACAGAGCUUCGAGGGCGAGGUUUCUUCUACCUGUUCAUCGGUACGCUCGCCGUGACACAGUGCUUUGUCUGCCUGACCUUCGUGGCCGGCCUGUGGAACAUGCUGAUGGGCAUCCUUUGCCUGCUGAAACGCUAUACCACAGAGGCCACCCAGAAACAGAUUUGUGCCCACUUUGGCUCGGUCGAAGCCGUGUCUGCUGCGGCCAAGUCGAUUGGCGAGGCGCUCGAUCAGGACAAUCUGUUGGGACACCGCAACUGCGAGUGGUUGAAGACAGGAUGA
Symbiodinium sp. CCMP2592 is the source of this 363-nucleotide messenger RNA. Lineage: Eukaryota; Dinophyceae; Suessiales; Symbiodiniaceae. The record is from the annotation of a GenBank genome assembly.